Messenger RNA from Odobenus rosmarus divergens (Pacific walrus), 2350 nucleotides. RefSeq names its product TSPY-like 2 (gene TSPYL2). NCBI's taxonomy places the organism in Eukaryota, Metazoa, Chordata, Mammalia, Carnivora, Odobenidae. Gene Ontology annotation, cellular component: chromatin; nucleus. The transcript has 8 exons. Bases 128 to 2350 code for a protein of 740 amino acids. Gene Ontology annotation, molecular function: histone binding; chromatin binding. Gene Ontology annotation, biological process: nucleosome assembly. The record is from RefSeq and is a predicted model, not a curated record.
GAGCGAGGCUGUGAGGAGAGCUGGUCGGCUGAGGUGCUGCGGCUCGGCUUCAGGUGUGAGAGGCAGCGGCGGCCUGGCUGAGAGUGAAGGGGCGAGUGCGAGCCCCUGACCUGUGAGCGCGGUCACCAUGGACCGCCAGGAUGAGGGGCCUCCGGCCAAGGCCCGCCGCCUGAGUAGCUCAGAGCCCUCUCAGCACGACCAGCUGCCACCGCCGCCUCCGCCGCCGCUCCUGCGACUGCCCCUACCUCCACCCGAGCAGCGCCCGAGGCUCCGGGAGGAAACCGAGGCGGCACAGGUGCUGGCUGACAUGAGGGGGGUGGGACUGGGCCCCGCUCUGCCCCCGCCGCCGCCCUAUGUCAUUCUGGAGGAGGGGGGGAUCCGUGCGUACUUCACCCUGGGUGCUGGGAGUCCCGGCUGGGAGCCUGCGAUGGAGUCAGGGUAUGGGGGGGCGCCCCCGCCCACGGAGAGCCUAGAAACCUUCUCUCCUUCGGAGGCUUCUGGGGGAAGUCUGGAAAUUGACUUUCAGGUAAUAGAGCCCAGCAGUUUUGCCGGAGAGAAGGCCCUAGAAACCUGUAGCGCAGGGGAGUGGGAGUACCAGAGGUUAGCAGGUCCGAGGGGGAAGGAAGAGGCUAUCAUCAUAGUGGAAGAUGACGACGAGGAUGAAAAGGAGAGUGUGAGGAAGAGGAGGAGGAGGAGGAAGAGGAAGCAGAGGAAGAUGAAGAAGGAAAGCAAGGAGAGGAAUGCCGAGAAGAUAGAGUGCAUCCUGCAGGCACUGGAAAACAUUCAACUGGACCUGGAGGCGGUGAACAUCAAGGCAGGCAAGGCCUUCCUCCGUCUGAAGCGCAAGUUCAUCCAGAUGCGAAGACCCUUCCUGGAGCGCAGAGACCUCAUCAUCCAGCAUAUCCCAGGCUUCUGGGUCAAAGCAUUCCUCAACCACCCCAAAAUUUCAAUCUUGAUCAACCGACGCGAUGAAGACAUUUUCCGCUACUUGACCAAUCUGCAGGUACAAGAUCUCAGACAUAUCUCCAUGGGCUACAAGAUGAAGCUGUACUUCCAGACAAACCCCUACUUCACAAAUAUGGUGAUUGUCAAGGAGUUCCAGCGCAACCGCUCCGGCCGGCUGGUGUCUCACUCCACUCCAAUCCGCUGGCACCGGGGCCAGGAACCCCAGGCCCGUAGGCACAGGAACCAGGACACCAACCACAGCUUCUUCAGCUGGUUCUCAAACCACAGCCUCCCAGAGGCUGACAGGAUUGCUGAGAUUAUCAAAAAUGACCUGUGGGUUAAUCCUCUGCGCUACUACAUGAUGGGAGAAGGGGGCUACAGGGCAAACAGAAAGAAGCAAGAAAAGGAAGAAAGUAAAAACAGGGACAAGUGUGAGGUGGUGAUCCUGGAAGACUCUGAUGACUAUCAUGUAAUGGAAGACAUUAUCAGCGAGAUCUCAGACAGCGAUGGUACCACCGACAAUGAGACCAUUCAUGAUGUAAAGAUCUCUGACUUCAUGGAGACCACCGACUGCUUUGAGACCACUGACAAUGAGAUAACUGACAUUAGCGAGAGCCUCUGUGACAGUGAGAGCCCCGACCACAAUGAGAGCCCUGACAAUGAGACCACUGACAACAAUGAGAGCCCCGAUGACAACGAGACCACUGAUAAUAAUGAGAGCUCUGAUGACAACGAGACCACCGACAACAAUGAGAGUGCCGAUGACAACAACGAGAAUCCUGAUGACAACAAUGAGAACCCUGAUGAAAACAGUGAGAACCCUGAGGACAACACUGAUGACAACGAAGAGAACCCUGAUGACAAUGAAGAGAAUACUGAUGACGAUGAGAACCCUGAUGGUGACGAGAACCCUGAUGGUGAUGAUGAGAACCCCAAAGGUGGCAAUCAUGGCAGUAAUGGCAACAACCAGGAUAGCAGCGACAGUGACAAUGAAGGAGACAAUGAGGGCAGUGAUGAUGAAGAUAAUGACGGCAAUGAAGGCGACAACGAAGGCAGUGAUGAUGAUGGCAAUGAAGGUGACAAUGAAGGCAGCGAUGAUGAUGACAGAGACAUCGAAGAUUACAAGAAUGACAUUGAUGACCCUGACAAGGAUCAGGAUAAUAGCAACAACCAGGACGACUAUGAGGAUGAAGUAGAGAACAUCUCUGAAGAAGAAUCAUCAGUGGAGGAGGAAGAAGAGGGCAGUGAGGAAGGUGAGGAGAUGUUUGAGCCUGGCGGAAGCGAUGAGGAAGGGAUCGAAGAAGACUCAGAAGGAGGGGAAGACUCUGAAGAUUCCGACAUGGAGGAGGUGCUUCAGGUCCAAAAUGCUUGGGCCAACCCGGGGAAGAGGGGCAAAACUGGAUAA